Bombina bombina (fire-bellied toad) is the source of this 14890-nucleotide messenger RNA. RefSeq names its product mucin-5AC-like. Gene Ontology annotation, molecular function: protein binding. The coding region runs from base 1 to 14034 and encodes 4677 amino acids. The transcript is spliced from 47 exons. Gene Ontology annotation, cellular component: extracellular matrix. NCBI's taxonomy places the organism in Eukaryota, Metazoa, Chordata, Amphibia, Anura, Bombinatoridae. The record is from RefSeq and is a predicted model, not a curated record.
AUGGGCACUCUGGGUCCAGUUCUCUGGAUCCUUUCAUGCCUACUUCUCCCUUCAUCUGUUCCAGUUAAUUCUCAAGUAAUUAACAAAGCGCACAAUCACAUAGUCUGUAGCACCUGGGGGAACUACCACUAUAAAACUUUCGACGGAGACAUCUUUCAGUUCCCAGGAACCUGCAACUACAUUUUUUCCUCUCACUGCCAGAACACGUUUGAAGACUUUAACAUCCAAAUCCGACGCUCUGUUGGUCCAGGGAAGACAACUUUGUCUUAUGUCGUUUUGAAGAUAGAGGGUCUGGUUAUAGAAUUGCAGAAUGGAGACGUCAAAGUGGCAGAAGAGAGCGUUUCUCUACCAUACAGUCAGCAUGGCGUACAAAUACAGAGAACCAGUGUUUAUUUAAAAGUAUCUGCCAAAAUUGGCCUGGUCUUUAUGUGGAACGAAGAUGAUGCUGCAAUGCUGGAGUUACAGCCAAAAUACAUGAACAGUACGUGUGGGUUGUGCGGCAAUUUUAAUGGAGUGUUACAGGAUGAAUUGAUGCUUAAUGAUAUACAACUCACCCCUCUACAGUUUGGAAACUUGCAGAAGUGGAACGGACCCACAGAACAGUGUGAGGAUCCUGUGGCAUCUGCCCCCAAAAACUGCAGCGACUUGAUACCGACAUGCUCUCGCCUGCUCUCCAGUUCAGUCUUUACAGACUGUGCACUGCGCGUUGCUGUUGAUCGAUACAUAGAUUCCUGUGUGUCAGACCUGUGCAGUUGCCAUUUUCAGUCAGGCGUAUCCUGUGUGUGUGAUACUGUAGCUGAGUAUUCCAGACAAUGUGCACAUGCAGGUGGAAAGCCCCAAGACUGGAGGACGCCAUAUUUGUGUGAGAGAAGAUGCCCCAUGAAUAUGACAUACCAGGAAUGUGGCUCCCCGUGUACAGAUACCUGUUCCAACCAAGAGAGGGCGCUGGUGUGUGAAGAUCAUUGUGUAGACGGUUGCUUUUGUCCAGAAGGAACCGUCUAUGAUGAUAUCGAUAACAGAGGUUGUGUCCCACUGAGUGACUGCUCCUGCACUUACAACAAUACUAAAUACAAGCCAGGGGAAACCUACAGCAGCCACUGCCGCAAAUGCACCUGUGCAGGAGGUCAGUGGAGCUGCGAGUCCCUGCCAUGUCCUGGUCACUGUUCUCUAGCAGGGGGAGCUCAUAUCAGCACCUACGAUGGAGGGCACUACAACUUUCAUGGAGACUGUAACUACAUCUUUACUAAGGACUGCAGAAGAAACACAUUCACCGUGCUGGCUGAGAUGAGGAGAUGCGGCAUCACAGACACAGAGACCUGUCUAAAGAGUGUCACUUUGUCCCUUGAUAAAGGAAACACAGUUAUCACAGUAAAAUCAUCUGGAACUGUCCUGCUGAAUGGUAUCUAUGCACAGAUACCUCUAGUCACAGAAAAUAUUGCAGUUUUCACGCCAUCCUCUUUCUAUUUGAUUGUGCAAAGCUUCAGUGGGAUACAGAUUCAAGUUCAGCUGUCUCCAGUUAUGCAGCUUUUUGUCAUUUUGGAUUCUGAAUACCAGGGAGACACAUGCGGUCUUUGUGGAGACUUUAACAAUGUGCAGACAGAUGAUUACCGAUCUCUGAGUGGAGCUUUGGAAGGGACGGCCGCAGCCUUUGCUAACACAUGGAGGAGUCAAGGAGAUUGCACUGAUGUGAAGGAAAUCUAUGAAAACCCCUGUUCACUCAGCGUGGAGAAUGAGAGAUAUGCUCAUCAGUGGUGCUCCCUGAUCUCAGAUACCAAUGGACCCUUUGGCUCUUGCCACACUGCAGUGAAUCCAUCAAUCUUUGAGAAGAACUGUAUGUACGACAGCUGUAACUAUGAAAAGAGUGAGGACAGCGUGUGCGCAGCUAUGUCAUCCUAUGCUCGAGCCUGUGCUAUCGAGGGCAUCGCUCUGUAUGGGUGGAGAGACACCUUCUGUGGUAAAUACACUAAGGAUUGCCCUAAGAACUCUACUUACCAGUACUCCAUAAAGACCUGCCAGAAAACCUGCCGCUCUCUGAGUGAGCCUGACCCCAGCUGCAGUGUUCACUUCAUCCCAUUGGACGGCUGCGGAUGCCCUAAGGGAACAUACCUUGAUGACAGUGGGUCUUGUGUUCCGGCCCAAAGCUGCCCAUGUUACUACAAAGGCUCAGUAAUCCCUGUAGGAGAGACCAUCUAUGAUAAUGGUGCUAUGUGCACAUGUCAGAGUGGCAGACUGCACUGUAUUGGGAAAAUAUCCAGCCUCACAGUGUGUCCAGCAGACAUGGUAUAUUUUGAUUGUUCAAAUGCAUCCAUUGGGGCUAAAGGUGUUGAGUGUCAGAAGACAUGUCAGACACUGGACAUGGAGUGUUUCAGCAUUCAGUGCUCCUCUGGGUGCAUCUGUUCUGAAGGACUUGUACUCAAUAAUGAUGGUAUCUGCAUGCCUGAAGAAGACUGUCCAUGUGUACACAAUGGUGAUAUAUACCACAGUGGAGAUACCAUUCAGCAAGACUGCAAUACAUGUGUCUGCAAGGGUCGGAAGUGGCAGUGCACUGAAAAUGACUGCCCCAGGACUUGCGCUGUCUACGGAGAGGGGCACUAUGUAACCUUUGAUGGGAAGCGCUACGACUUUAAUGGAGCAUGUGAAUAUACUCUAACGCAGGAUUAUUGCGCAUCCAACACUGGAAAUGGAACAUUCCGAGUUAUAUCAGAAAACAUCCCAUGUAGUAGCAUUGGCGCCACGUGUUCUAAAGCUAUCAAAGUCUUUCUUGGUAACUUUGAGCUGAAGCUGAGUGAAGGAGUCUUUGAAGUUCUGGAGAGAGACAUUGGCAGUGAGGUCCCUUAUCAUGUCAGGCAGAUGGGUAUCUACCUUGUGAUUGAAGCCAAGGAUGGACUCAUUCUUAUGUGGGACAAGAAAACCAGCAUCUUAAUCAAGCUUAGUCCAACAUUUAAGGGUAGCGUUUGCGGUCUUUGUGGUAAUUACGAUGGCUGUGUGCCCAAUGAAUUUACUACAAGGAGUCUGUCUGUAGUUGUCAAUGAGCAAGAGUUUGGGAACAGCUGGAAAGCCUCUCCCACAUGCCCUGAUGCGCAACCAGUUAGAGACCCUUGUGUUACCAACCCGUACCGCCAACCCUGGGCACAGAAACACUGUAGCAUCAUCAUGGGUCCUGUUUUUACAAAAUGUCAGUCAAAGGUUGACCCCACACCUUACUACGAGGCAUGUGUACGUGACACCUGCGCGUGCGACUCUGGAGGAGACUGCGAAUGUUACUGUACAGCUGUUGCCGCUUAUGCCGCUGCUUGUAAUGAAGCUGGAAUUUGCAUUACAUGGAGGAGCCCUGAAAUUUGCCCGUUGUUCUGUGAUUACUACAAUCCGGAAGGUGAGUGCGAGUGGCACUACAGGCCGUGUGGUGCUCCCUGUAUGAAGACUUGUAGGAACCCCAGAGGGACAUGCAUGAACCAGCUUCCCGGAUUAGAAGGGUGUUAUCCUAAAUGCCCAAAAGAGCGCCCAUUAUUUGAUGAAGACAUCAUGCAGUGUGUUGCUCAGGCAAAUUGCGGUUGCUAUGACGAUGAUGGAAAACGUUACAGCGUUGGGCAGAUGGUGCCUUCCUACAGGAACUGUGAGUCAUGUAUAUGUACGAAGAAAGGACGAAAAUGUCAAAUGGACCUUCGAGCCUGCUCUUGUUUCUAUGGAAACAUUAAAUACAAGUAUGGAGAUUUAAUUUACAACACCACUGAUGGCAUUGGAGGAUGUAUUAUAGCAACAUGCUCAUUUAAUGGAACCAUUAGCAGAACUGUCUAUCCAUGUGUGUCAACCACCAAGGCACCAACCACAACCUUUCAUUUUGAUACAACUACAUUGCCUCAAUCACUGACACACUCUACUUCAGCUCCAGAAUCUCUAACCUCUGCAUCAUGCCUGGAGGAAGUCUGCAAAUGGUCAAUAUGGUAUGAUGUUUCAUGCCCAAAGUAUGGAGAAAAUGAUGGAGACUUUGAAACAUUUGAGAAUAUCAGGGCAAAUGGCUUCUCCAUCUGUAAGGUCCCAUCACAGGUUGAAUGUCGAGCCCAGAAGUUUCCUAAGAUUCCAGUUGUGGACUUAGAUCAGAUGAUUCAGUGUAAUACAUCUGUAGGUCUUGUGUGCCACAACCAUGAUCAAUAUUCUCAGCUCUGUUUCAAUUACGAGAUUCGUGUACUAUGUUGUAGUUAUAUGCCCUGUGGAGAGUCUAACAUUACACCUACUCCUAAAGAAAUGUCCUCCCAACCCAUGUCAACAAUUAUCAAUGCUUCAAUGACUACUAUUGGAUCAACUAUAUUAAAUACAAAAUCCAACAUGACCUUAUCAACUUCUAACAAACCACUUAGCACAUAUAUGGAUUCCUCUACCUCUUCAGCCACAGACAAGACCACACCUUGCCAAAAACAGAUGUGUACAUGGACCUCCUGGUAUGAUGUUUAUUUCCCCAGCAGUUCCACAUCUGAUGGAGACUUUGAGACACUUAAGCAAAUCAGAACAGCUGGUAAAUAUAUGUGUGGUGAUCCACAAGCAAUUGAAUGUAGAGCUGAGCAUUUCCCAGAUAAACACAUAAGUGAAAUUGGUCAGGUGGUGACGUGUAAUGUUACAGAUGGUCUUAUCUGCAGAAAUAAAGAUCAAGAAUUGCAUUUUCCACUUUGCUACAACUAUGAAGUGCGUGUACUUUGUUGCUUAUUGGAGGAUUGUGAACAAUCUACCACUCAUGCCCAUCCCACAAUUACACAAGACAUAGCCAAAACAUCUGGUGAAAUCACUGUAUUGAGACAAGAAAUCACCUUUCCCACAAGUGUCACAUCUGAAGCACUGACAGAGAAAGAAGAGGAAAUACCAACAACUUCUAAACAAAUGGAUCAUACCGGUUCAAUGAAAACUGUGAAUACUGGCUUGGAAAAAACUGUUAAAAUUACUGACUUCUAUAGCACAGCACACAAAACUUCAUACGAUCACUGUAAGUCUGAAUGUAACUGGUCACAGUGGUUUGAUGUAAGCUUUCCUAAUGAUGACACAUAUGGAGACUUUGAAACCUUUAAAAACAUAAUGGAUACAGGAUAUGAAAUCUGUGAAAGACCAUCCAAUAUUCAGUGUAGAACAGUUGACCUUCCAGAAAUCCCACUCGAAGAUUUGCAGCAGAAUGUGGAUUGCAAUGUCAGCCAAGGUCUUGUCUGCAGGAAUGAGGAUCAGACUGCAUCAUUUCCUUAUUGCUACAACUAUGAAAUCCGCAUUCUCUGCUGUUCUGAAUGUGUUCCCACAACAGGUUCCCCAUCAUCAACAGGUUUCUUAAAGUCAACACCUGAGACUCCACAUGAAGACAAAACUACUUAUACACCUAUUGAAAUUAGUACUUUACCCAUUGAAAUGACAACCACAUUGACAACAACAGCUGGUAGAACUGAUACUACAAAGGAAAUAAAUUCUGAACUUACUUCAAGUAUCCUUAAGUCAUCUACAGAGACAUCACAGGAAACAGAAAGUCCAACUCAAAUCCCAUUAUCCAUGACAACUACAAAAGGUUCAACUGAGUUUGUUGAGGUAACAUCUACUUCUAAUAGUUUGAGUACUGGUAAAAUGUCUUCCUCUGAGUUCAUCACCAGUUCUGUUAAGUCAGCAACUUCUGCAGCUGUUGAACUAUCAUCUAAGGCAAAUGCUAGUGCUACAAUUAAUACAACUUCCAAAAUAUAUUCAAAGACAACUGCAAGUUUUAUUAGUUUAACUGCUAAACCAUCACUAGAAGAAUCUACAUCCCAAAAAACUAUUUCUAUGGAGACUUCAUCUGGAUUAGCCACAACUGUAGAGACAGAAACAGGCAAAACAGGUUCUUCUGAUAUAAGCAGCAUAACGAAACCAUUUUCUGCUGACCAAUCAACUAUAUCUGCUGCACAAGCAUCAACCAAUGAAGGUUUAACCAGAUAUGCUACAGGUUUCCAUGUGUCAACACCCAAAAAAGAAGCUACUUCAACAGAAUCUACUAAAGCUUUUACAGUAACAUCAGUAAUGACAACUACACCUGAAAUGCGUACCACAAAUAAAGUAUCAUCUAAAAUUACUACAGGCUACUACAAAUCAUCAUCUCAGCCUUUAGAAGAAGAAGAAGAAGAAGAAGAUACCACAAGUCAAAAACCAGAUUCCUUAAAAUCGACAACAUUAUUUACAAAAUCUGAGAAAGUAACAACGAGUAAAUUUGCAACUUCAGUUCCAGUGACAGGAAAAGAGACCAGCAAAUCUACUCCUCCUCAACCAGGUGAUCAUACCAGCCCUAUAGAUGUUGUAGAUACUGGUUCAAAAAUUACAACAAAGGUUGCAACUUCUCAAAGCACCCUAGAAGUCACUUCACCUACUGUUAUCUGUAAACCUGAAUGUAAAUGGUCAGAAUGGUAUGAUGUAAGUUUCCCUAAUGAUGACACAUAUGGAGACUUUGAAACCUUUGAAAACAUUAAAGAUACCGGAUAUGAAAUCUGUGAAAGACCAUCCAAUAUUCAGUGCAGACCAGUUGACUUUCCUGAAAUCCCACUUGAAGACUUGCAGCAGAAUGUGGAUUGCAAUGUCAGCCAAGGUCUUGUCUGCAGGAAUGAGGAACAGACUGGACCAUUUGCCUAUUGCUACAACUAUGAAAUCCGCAUUCUCUGCUGCUCUGAAUGUGUUCCUACGACGGGUUCCCAAUCAUCACCUGAAACUCCACAUGAAGACAAAACUACUUCUUAUGCACCUAAUGAAAUUAGUACUUUGUCCAAUGAAAUAGCAACCACAUUGACAACAGCUGGUAAAACUGAUACUACAAAGGAAGUUGAUUCUGAAUUAACUACAGGUUUCCACAAGAUAACUACAAAACCAUCAGAAAAAGAAACCACAUCAAAUACAUCCAUUUCUAUUAAUACUACUGAAGUCUCCACAUCAACUAGUGCAAUUAGUUCCACAAAAGAAAAAAUGUCUGAACUUACUUCAAGUUUUUUUAACUCAUCUACAGAGUUAUCACAAGAAACAGAAAGCUCUACUCAAAUCCCAUUAUCCUUGACAACUACAAAAGGUUCAACUGGGUUUGUUGAGGUGACAUCAAGAGAAGAAGCUACUUCUAAUAUCAUGACUACUGGUAAAAUGUCAUCCUCUGAGUUCCUCAUCAAUUCUGUUAAGUCAACUACUGUAGCUGGUGAACUUUCACCUAAGGCAAGUGUUAGUGCUAUGAUUAGUACAACUUCUACUACUACUGCAGGUUUUAUUAGUUCAACUUCUAAAUCAUCACAAGAAGAAUCUACAUCCCAAAAAACAAUUUCUAUGGAGACUUCAUCUGGAUUAGCCUCAACUGUAGAGACAGUAACAGGCAAACCUGGUUCUUCUGGUAUAAGCAGCAUAACUAAGCCAUUUUCUGCUAACCAAUCAACUAUAUCUGCUGCACAAGCAUCAACCAAUGAAAGUUUAACCAGAUAUACUACAGGUUUCCAUGUGUCAACACCCACAAAAGAAGCUACUUCAACAGGAUCUACUAAAGCUUUAACAGUAACAUCAGUAAUGACAACUACACCUGAAAUGAGCACCACAAAUAAAGUAUCAUCUAAAAUUACUACAGGCUACUACAAAUCAUCAUCUCAGCCUAUAGAAGAAGAAGAAGAAACCACAAGUCAAAAACCAGAUUCCUUAAAAUCGACAACAUUAUUUACAAAAUCUGAGAAAGUAACAACUAGCAAAUUUGCAACUUCAGUUCCAGUGACAGAAAAAGAGACUAGCAAACCUACUACUCCUCAACCAGGUUAUCAUACCAGCCCCAUAGAUGUUGUAGGUACUGGAUCAAAAAUUACAACAAAGGCUGCAACUUCUCAAAGCACCCUAGAAGUCACUUCCCCUACUGUUAUCUGUAAACCUGAAUGUAAAUGGUCAGAAUGGUAUGAUGUAAGUUUCCCUAAUGAUGACACAUAUGGAGACUUUGAAACCUUUGAAAACAUUAAAGCUAUAGGAUAUGAAAUCUGUGAAAGACCAUCCAAUAUUCAGUGCAGACCAGUUGACUUUCCAGAAAUCUCACUUGAAGACUUGCAGCAGAAUGUGGAUUGCAAUGUCAGCCAAGGUCUUGUCUGCAGGAAUGAGGAACAGACUGGACCAUUUGCCUACUGCUACAACUAUGAAAUCCGCAUUCUCUGCUGCUCUGAAUGUGUUCCCACGACAGGUUCCCCAUCAUCAACAAGUUUCUUAAUGUCAACACCUGAAACUCCACAUGAAGACAAAACUACUUCUUAUGCACCUAAUGAAAUUAGUACUUUGCCCAAUGAAAUAACAACCACAUUGACAACAGUUGGUAAAACUGAUACUACAAAGAAAUUUGAUUCUGAAUUAACUACAGGUUUCCACAAGAUGACUACAAAACCAUCAGAGAAAGAAACUACAUCAAAUACACCAAUUUCUCUAAAUACUAAUGAAGUCUCUAUAUCAACUAGUGGAAUUAGUUCCACGAAUGAAAAAAUGUCUGAACUUACUUCAAGUUUCUUUAACUCAUCUACAGAGUUAUCACAAGAAACAGAAAGCUCAACUCAAAUCCCAUUAUCCUUGACAACUACAAAAGGUUCAACUGAGUUUGUUGAGGUGACAUCAAGAGAAGAAGCUACUUCUAAUAUCAUAAAUACCGGUAAAAUGUCAUCCUCUGAGUUCCUCAUCAGUUCUGUUAAGUCAACUACUGUAGCUGGUGAACUAUCAUCUAAGGCAAGUGUUAGUGAUACGAUUAGUACAACUUCUACUACUACUGCAGGUUUUAUUAUUUCAACUUCUAAAUCAUCACAAGAAGAAUCUACAUCCCAAAAAGCAAUUUAUGUGGAAACAUCAGCAGGAUCAAUCACAAGUGUAGGGACAAUAACAGGCAGAACAGUUUCUCCUGGUGUAAGCAGCACAUGUAUGCCAUCCACUACUAAGAUAUCAAGUGAGUCUGUUGAUCUAACAUCUGCAAAGGCAUCAUCUUCACAAUUUAGUACUGGAUUCCAUAAGUCAACACUUGAGAUAUCACCUAAAAUAGACACCACUACUCAUAAACCACCUUCAACAGAAACUACUCAGCCCUCUAAAGUGACCUCCAUGAAAACAACCAUACAGGAAGUAAAUACAACAAAUGCAUCAUCAUCUAAACUAACUACAGGUUACUACGAGCCAUCUACUCCACCAAUAGAAGAACUCUCAACUUCUAAAACAGUUUCUUUAAAAUCUACAACACUGUUAACUGAGAAUGUAAGGGUUACAACUAGUAAAGAAGCCACAUCUGGCCUAGCUACAGAAAAAUUGAUAAGCACACAAACAACUCCCAAAUUAGGGGAUUAUACCAGCCCCAUAGAUGUUGUAGCUACUGGGUCACAAAUCACCAAAAAGGUGACUGAUUCUCAUAGCACACUGGCAGUCACUUUACCGACUGUUAACUGUAAACCAGUAUGUCAAUGGUCACAAUGGUUUGAUGUAAGUUUCCCUAAUGAUGAAACAUAUGGAGACUUUGAAACAUUUGAAAAUAUCAGAAAUUCAGGAUAUAAGAUUUGUGAUAAUCCAAUUGACAUUCGGUGCAGAUCUACUAACCUUCCAGAUAUCCCACUGGAAGACCUGCAGCAGAACGUGUAUUGCAAUAUCAGUCAUGGUCUAGUCUGCCAGAAUGAGGAGCAGAUAGGAGCAUUUGCCUACUGCUACAACUAUAAAAUUCAGAUUCUUUGUUGCUCUGAAUGUGGACCCUCCACAGGAAUGUCAUCAACGAAAGAUGUAGUAAUAUCUACAACAUCUAAGGUGUUAACAUCAACUGAAGCAAACACAAUUAAUAGGAUAAGUACUGCUAAUCCAAUAUCUUCCAGAUUAAGUACUGUUCUCCAUAAAUCAACUGCUGAUUAUUCACAAAAGGAAGAAACCACUGACCAUACGACUACUCCUAAUAAAACUACAAGAUCUGGUGAGAUAACAUCUAACAAAUCCAGCACUUUUUUAAGUAUAAAUACAACCAAACCAAGCACUUCUGAGGGUAUAUCAUCAUAUAAAAGCACAACUAAAUCAAGGGAAGAAAUACAUACUCCACCAAAAACAACUGUUAUGGUUCAAACUGCAGGACAUGAGAUGACAACUACAAUGGUCACAGCUCCUGGUAUGAUGAGUACCAUUAAGGAAAAAUCCACUAAAUCUACUAUUAAUAAAUCCACUACGGAAUCUAAUCAGGGAGAAUCUACAUCUCAAAAUCCAACAAUUAAAACUACGGAAUCUGAGGGUAACACAUCAACCAAAUCCAGUACGUUUGGUAAUAUAAGGACUACUGUGGCAGUAUCUUCUACAUCUGCAAUCCGUUUCCCUUCUUCAACUGUGUCAAGUAAAGUGACUGAAUCGAAGUUAACCACUAACUUAAUAAAUUUGCAAUCCACAUCUUAUAAAUCCAUCUCCGGGAAGACUACUGAAGAAUCUUUAGUGUCUUUAUCUGCAGACUCUUCACAGAAGACUACUAGGGAACAUGUCAGCAAAACAGCUCCUUCAACAACAAAAGCUGAAGAUUCAUUUAUUACUUCAAAAUGUAUGUGCAAUAUAAACGGAGCAUUGAUUCAACCUGGAAAGGUUUUGUACAACACAACUGAUAAUGCUGGUUGGUGUUUCUAUGCACGAUGCAAUGAGAGUUGCCAAGUGGAGAGGUACACUGAAGAAUGCCAUAGGUCUACGACCAUUGCAAGCAGCACCAAAACAGCAAAAACAGUCACUCCUAGCACCGUUACUGUCAUCUCUACAAAGACAAGUAUCUCAACAAUAGAGAAGAGUACAAAAACAUCUACAACAAGAACGUCCACAUCAAGAACCAACUAUACCAGCACUCCCUCUUAUGAGUGCAGUGCGGUAACUCCUCCCAAAAAGGUGAAUGAAACAUGGAAGAUAGACAAGUGUACCCAGGCAACGUGCACAGGUGCAAACCAGAUUGCAACAAAUCAGAUGAAAUGCCCAUCCAUUGAAAAUAUAAUCUGUGCCAACAGAUUUCAACCAAAAAAGAUGUACGAUGAUAGUGGUUGCUGCUAUCAGAAUGAGUGUGAAUGUGUCUGUGGCGGAUGGGGUGUGGCUCAUUACAUCACCUUUGACGGCACCUACUAUGACUUCAGUGGAAAAUGCACAUAUGUCCUGGUCCAGCAGAUCACACCGCGCUUUGACCAUUUCAGAGUUUACAUUGACAAUUUCUCCUGUGACCCAGAUGAUCCUGAUUGUGUUAAGACUCUUCGCAUCAUGUACAAGACGGAUACAAUAGCCUUAUUCUCUCAAAAUGUGAACAAGCGGCCAUUCAACAAGGUGUACUUCAAUGAGGAAAGAGUUUAUCCGGCACUUUCUAAAAAUGGAAUAAAUAUUUUUAACUCUGGUAUAUUUUUGGUUGUGGAGAUACCAGAGCUGGGCUCAUACAUCUCAUUUAAUGUCUUGAGUUUUACUAUCAAGAUACCCUACAACAAAUUUUUUAAUAAUACAGAAGGCCACUGUGGAAAAUGUUCCAACAAUCGCAUUGAUGAUUGUAUUCUGCCUAAUGGAAAUUUGGCUCCAUCGUGUGUUCAAAUGGCAAUAGAUUGGGGUGCACCAGAUCAAGAUCCAUCUUCCUGCAGUCCCAUUCCUACAAGACCUCCCACAAUCAAAUCCACAUUGCAUUCAUCAGCUUCCUCUUAUUUCUCUACACUUCUAUCUAGUCUGCCCUCAACAUUUUCAUCAGGUCGUACAGGGAGUGUGCCCUCAACAUUUUUAUCAGUUCGUACAGGGAGUGUGCCCUCAACAUUUUCAUCAGGUCAUACAAGGAGUGUGCCCUCAACAUUUUCAUCAAGUCGUACAAUGAGUGUGCCCUCAACAUUUUCAUCAAGUCGUACAAUGAGUGUGCCCUCAACAUUUUCAUCAAGUCGUACAGCAAGUAUGCCCUCAACUUUUUCAUCAAGUCAUAAAGCGAGUGUGCCUUCAACAGUUUCAUCAAGUCAUACAGGGAGUGUACCUUCAAAAGUUUCAUCAAGUCAUACAGGGAGUGUGCCUUCAACAUUUUCAUCAAGUCAUACAGGGAGUGUGCCUUCAACAUUUUCAUCAAGUCGUACAGCGAGUGUGCCUUCAAAAUUUUCAUCAAGUCGUACAGAGAGUGUGCCUUCAACAUUUUCAUCAAGUCAUACAGCGAGUGUGCCUUCAACAUUUUCAUCAAGUCAUACAGCAAGUGAGCCUGGAAGAUUUUCAUCAAGUCACACAAUAUCUUCUUUAAGUCAUCCACCAAGUCGCUCUUCAACAUUUUCAUCAACUCUUCCAACCACUGAGUUGUCUACUCUCCCAUCUACAUACCCAACAACUGUUAUAUCCACUGGAAUAGAAGAACCCUGCAACCCUCCUGACCUUUGCAAGAUCAUCCUAAGCAAUGUUUUUGAGAUGUGCCACCACGUUGUUCCUCCAGAACCGUUUUACCAGGCGUGUGUGAUUGACGGCUGCACCAAAUCUGAGGGUCCUAUUAUCUGCUCCAACUUGGAGGUCUAUGCCAGACUCUGUGCUAUACAGGGCGUAUGUGUUAACUGGAGAAACAGCACCCAAGGUGUAUGCCCAAUGGACUGUCGCUCGGAUAAAGUGUAUAAGGCAUGUGGUCCUCCCAUAGAGCCCACCUGUAAUUCCAUGUACAAUCAAGAAUAUGUUGAUAACAAACAGGAAGAUUUCAUAGAAGGAUGUUAUUGCCCAGAAGGGACCAUAAGAUUCAAUACCAUUUCUGAACAAUGUAUCUCAUCAUGUGGUUGCACCGGCCCUGAUGGAAUGCCAAGAGAGCCUGGAGAGAUGUGGGAGAUUAAUUGUCAGAUUUGCGUCUGUAAUAACAUCACAAGGAGUGUGCAGUGUGAAGCAAAACAUUGUCCUUCCUCUACCCCAGCUACCUGCACUGAGGAAGGUUCUGAGCCAGUCUCUAUGCCUGGCAAUGCCAACCCUUGCUGCCAAGUCACAGAGUGCCGUUGCAACAUUAGCCUUUGUUCCAGUGUGAAGAAUACCUGUGGACCUGGGUUUGACGCUUUACCUGAGAUGCCUGCAGGAGGCUGCUGCCCGCUGUAUAGAUGUGAGCCCAAACAAGUUUGUGUGCAGAAUGGAACAGAGUAUCAGCCUGGAGACAUUGUUCUUGGCCAAAACCCUUGUGAGAAGUGUAUUUGCAAUAAUGCAAUGACUGACAUGUCUGGCCUACAUAUCAUUACCUGCAACCCAAUUCUAUGUGACAAACAAUGCUCAGAGGGAUCAGAGUACCAGGAGGUUCCUGGCCAAUGCUGUGGUACCUGCGCACCAACUCACUGCGUUAUGGAUCUUCUGGAUUAUUUCCAAAAUGUUUCUACUAACUCUACUCACCCACCUAGCAACUUUUCUUAUCUACCUGAAAACUCUACAUUCUCUCCUGGUGGCCAUCCGUAUCUACCAGGAAACUCUUCAAACCAACCAUGGAUUUACCCACAUCCACCUGUGCAAUCAGUGUAUUUGCUUAUACCUGGAGAGUUCUGGUCCCCUCCUGAAGACAGCUGUACUCAGUAUGAGUGUGUGAUGUACAAGGACAAACUAAUUAUUGUAGCCUCCAAAAAGACCUGUCCACGCAUCAACAUCAAUGAAUGCAUCCCGGAAACAAUUGAAAAGGACUCGAGCGGCUGCUGCUUAACCUGCGUUCAGAAACCAAAGCAAUGUCAAGUAACAAAAAUACAAAACAUCAUCCUUCAAAAUGGCUGCACAUCUGUCUCGCCUGUCGUGAUGUCGUAUUGUGACGGCCAUUGUGACAGUUCUUCCAUGUAUUCUACAAAUACACAAACCAUGGAGAAUAAGUGUAGCUGUUGUCAGGAAGCACAAAUUGAGAUAAAGACGAUCAGUUUACAGUGUCCUUCUGGUAAAUUAAUGCCAUAUUCCUACAUGAAUGUGAAGAGCUGUACUUGUGCUGAAACUCGCUGUCCAACAUCAAAUAGAAAUCUGGAAGCGUUUAUUGAAAGUAGCAGCGGAUAUGAAGAGACGAAUGACGGAGACACCAAGAUGGUUACGGGAUCAUCCAAAGCAGAAGAAGAUCAAAGCACUAGUCAAGGCCACUAAAGAGGCAACAAAUAAACAGGAAGCCACCUUGAUGACGAAUAAACACAAGUAAUUGCAAAAGAUGAGACUCUUAAAGGGACACAAAACCCUCAAAAAUGAUUUCAUGAUUCAGAUGGAGCAUAUCAUUUUAAACAACUUUCCAAUUUACUUCUAUGAUCUAUUUGCUUUGUUCUCUCUGUAUCCUGUAUUGAAAUGCAUAUCUAGGUAGGCACAGGAGCUGCAAUGCUCUACUGGGUGCUAUUUGCUGAUUGGUGGCUACACAUAUAUGCCUCUCGUCAUUGUCUCACCCAAUGUGUUUAGCUAGCUCACUGUAGUGCACUGCUGCUCCUUCAACAAAGGAUAUCAAAAGAGUGAAGCAAAUUAUAUAAUAUAUUUAAAUUGGAAAGUUGUUUGAAACUGUAUGCUCCAUCUAAAUCUUGAAUAAAAAAUGUAGGUUUCAUGUCCCUUUAACAUAAAUAAAUAAAAAACUAACAUUUCUUUGUAUCCAUUUCCAUUUUCCAACUACUGAGCACUUUAUCCUCAUCAUUCACACUCCAUAAUCUGAUGAGAAAAAUGUUUUGUUUAGGUGGUUACACUGAUUCCAGUUCAGAUAUUUAAAGGGACACUGAACCCAAAUUUUUUUCUUUCAUGAUUCAGUUAGAGCAUGUCAUUUUAAGCAACUUUCUAAUUUACUCCUAUUAUCAAUUAUUUUCUUUGUUCUCUUGCUAUCUUUAUUUGAAAAAGCAGGAAUGUAAGCUUAAGAGCCGGCCCAUUUUUGGUUCAGGACCCUGGGUAGCUUGCUGGUUAGCUACACUUAGACACCAAUCAGCAAGCGCUAACCAGGUGCUGAACCAAAACUGGGCUAGCUUCUAAGAUU